This is a messenger RNA of Ochotona princeps (American pika), 1403 nucleotides long. RefSeq names its product dual specificity phosphatase 1 (gene DUSP1). The transcript is spliced from 4 exons. The record is from RefSeq and is a predicted model, not a curated record. The coding region runs from base 254 to 1360 and encodes 368 amino acids. Gene Ontology annotation, cellular component: cytoplasm; nucleus. Gene Ontology annotation, molecular function: MAP kinase tyrosine/serine/threonine phosphatase activity; protein tyrosine/threonine phosphatase activity. NCBI's taxonomy places the organism in Eukaryota, Metazoa, Chordata, Mammalia, Lagomorpha, Ochotonidae. Gene Ontology annotation, biological process: negative regulation of p38MAPK cascade; protein dephosphorylation; endoderm formation.
GGACGACUCGCUGGUAGAAGGAACGCUUGCUGGAGAAGGGACAGCCCAAGGAGCGGCGAGAAAGCUCCGGUGGCUGCAGUCCCGCGUGACGCCCCUCGCUCGUUCCAAAGAGCAGUGUUUUUGUUUCACGCACACAGAGACUCAGGGUCGGGCUCUUUCCUCGAAAGCCACCGCCGCCGCCCUUGCCUUGGGCACCCAAGCACAGACAAAGAGCACCGGAACGACUUGCACGCUGGGGGCUCUGAGGUCGGCCAUGGUCAUGGAGGUGGGCAUCCUGGACGCCGGGGGCCUGCAGGCGCUGCUGCGGGAGCGCGCGGGGCAGUGCCUGCUGUUGGACUGCCGCUCCUUCUUCGCCUUCAACGCGGGCCACAUAGCCGGCUCGGUCAACGUGCGCUUCAGCACCAUCGUGCGACGUCGGGCCAAGGGCGCCAUGGGCCUGGAGCAUAUCGUGCCCAACGCCGAACUGCGCGGCCGGCUGCUCGCCGGGUCCUACCACGCCGUGGUGUUGCUGGACGAGCGCAGCGCCGCCCUGGAUGGCGCCAAACGCGACGGCACCCUGGCUCUGGCGGCCGGUGCGCUCUGCCGCGAGGCGCGCGCAGCGCACGUCUUUUUCCUCCAAGGAGGUUAUGAAGCGUUUUCAGCUUCCUGCCCAGAGCUGUGCAGCAAACAGUCUACCCCCAUGGGGCUCAGCCUUCCCCUGACGGCGAGUGUCCCCGACAACACGGAAUCCGGAUGCAGCUCUUGCAGCACCCCGCUGUACGAUCAGGGUGGCCCAGUGGAGAUCUUGCCCUUCCUGUACCUGGGCAGUGCCUACCACGCUUCCCGCAAGGACAUGCUGGAUGCCUUGGGUAUCACCGCCUUGAUCAACGUCUCUGCCAAUUGCCCUAAUCACUUUGAGGAUCACUAUCAAUACAAGAGCAUCCCCGUGGAGGACAACCACAAGGCGGACAUCAGCUCGUGGUUCAACGAGGCCAUUGACUUCAUAGACUCCAUCAAGAAUGCAGGAGGGAGAGUGUUUGUGCACUGCCAGGCGGGCAUCUCCCGCUCGGCCACCAUCUGCCUUGCUUACCUCAUGAGGACUAACCGGGUCAAGCUGGACGAGGCCUUCGAGUUUGUGAAGCAGAGGCGGAGCAUCAUCUCCCCCAACUUCAGUUUCAUGGGCCAGCUGCUGCAGUUCGAGUCCCAGGUGCUGGCCCCGCACUGCUCAGCUGAGGCCGGCAGCCCCGCCAUGGCUGUGCUCGACCGAGGCGCCUCCACCACCACCACCGUCUUCAACUUCCCCGUCUCCAUCCCUGUGCACCCCACGAACAGUGCCCUGAGCUACCUGCAGAGUCCCAUCACCACCUCUCCCAGCUGCUGAGAGGCCGGGGACAGGGUGAGGGAGUGCCAUGCCCACAUUCCCA